AUGGCAUCAAAACGGAAAUUUAGUCCUCUCUGGAACCAUUUUGACAGCACGGAGCCGAAGAAAGCUAAAUGCAACUAUUGCUCAAAGAUACUAACGUUAUCUUGCAGUUCAAUUGGGACCUUAAGUAGGCACAUGAAAAAAGUCCAUCCGACGGUAAAUAUCGCACCGAAAAGGCUUGAGUCAAUAGAUGAAAGCGAAGAAAAUUCCAACAAGAAUGUACAAGUGGCCACCACAAGUUCUACAAUAUCAGUGGUGACUACAACCACUUCUUCUGGGACCAGACCAACUGUAACAACAACUAACAUUAUAUCAGCUACAAAGGGUAAGGUGGCCGGAACUACAGUAAAAGAUUACAUCGUAGUCAAAAAACCUCUUCCACUAAUUAGGACGCAACAGCUGGACGAGCAGCUAAUAAAAAUGAUAGCCAAAGGGUAUCAUGCCUUCAGACUUGUGGAAGAGAAGGAAUUCCAAAAAUUCGUGGACAUGCUUAAUCCUUCAUAUAAAUUGCCCACUCGUAAAACUCUUUCUGAAAGCCUUCUUUCCAAGUUAUAUAACAGGACGAUAGAAAGUAUGAAAAAAGAAAUUGGUGGUGAGUCAGCCACUGCCGUUUGCAUUACUACUGAUGGAUGGCGCUCAGUAACGAAUGAUGAUUAUAUUGGCAUCACGGUCCAUUUUAUAGAUCCCGAAACCCACAUUUUACGUACUGUCAUGAUUGAUUGUUUACAAUUUAACGAGAGUCACACAAUGAUAAACAUAUCAGAAUUUCUAAAAGAGAAAUUUCGUGAAUGGUGCAUUGACCAGAAAAUUUGCGCGAUUGUCAGCGACAACGCGUCUAAUAUUCUGGGUGCCGUUCGAAUCGGCGGGUGGCGUUCUAUAAGAUGUUUCGCACAUACUAUCAACCUAGUUGUGAAGGACAGCCUAGAAAUUAUCGCUGAUACCGUGAUCAAGGUGAAAAAUGUGGUGGAGUUCUUCAAUAGAAGCAUGCCUGCGCAGAGAAAACUUAAAGAGAUACAGGAGCAAAUGCAUUUGGCACCACUGAAAUUGAAACAAGACGUGUGCACUAGAUGGAACUCUACGUACGAUAUGCUCAACCGGUUCCUGAAGAUAAAAGAAGCUCUUAUUGCUUCAAUAGCAAUCAUGACAGCCGAAUUGGCCCUGACGCCCAACGACUGGAUGAUUAUUGAAAAAUCCCUACCGAUCUUGUCCAUCUUCUACGAGGUGACUAAUGAGGUUAGUGCUGAAAACUACGUGUCCGCAUCCAAAUAUAUAGUGCUGUGCAAACUAAUGUACACACAAAUUCAAAAAUUUUCGAAUGAAACCGUGGAAACCAUUAAAGGACUUGUUUCUUUUUUUAAAACAGAACUUAUGCAUCGUUUCGGUGAUAUAGAAAAGAAUAUGUUGCUUAGGGAAGCCACAAUACUGGACCCACGCUUCAAAAAAUCUGGUUUCAGGGAUAUAAGAAACUUCGAAGCGGCGGCAGCCGAUUUAAAAUUAAAAAUUGGGAGGAUAGUUCUUUCAGACGAACGCCCUUUGCAACCAGCAGAGCCUGUCGAACCAACCCCAGGUUGCUCAAAAGUAAGCUCACUUUGGGAACAGUUUGAUGGAGAAGUGGCACGCCAGGUACCCGAAAAUCCGGUUGCUGCGGCUGAGCUGGAAGUGCGGUUAGGACCUUCUGCCGCUGUGUCAGCCUUCUGA
This is a messenger RNA of Parnassius apollo (apollo), 1695 nucleotides long. The record is from the annotation of a GenBank genome assembly. Lineage: Eukaryota; Metazoa; Arthropoda; Insecta; Lepidoptera; Papilionidae.